Messenger RNA from Morchella importuna, 693 nucleotides. RefSeq lists its product as uncharacterized. Lineage: Eukaryota; Fungi; Ascomycota; Pezizomycetes; Pezizales; Morchellaceae. The record is from RefSeq and is a predicted model, not a curated record. Gene Ontology annotation, molecular function: cellulase activity. Gene Ontology annotation, biological process: carbohydrate metabolic process. The coding region runs from base 1 to 693 and encodes 230 amino acids. The transcript is spliced from 4 exons.
AUGGUCCGCUUCAGCACCCUCGCCCUCGGAGCUCUUCCAAUGCUCCUGUCAGUUCAACAAGCGGCCGCUGUUAGUGGAACUGGUAGCACUACCCGUUACUGGGAUUGCUGUAAGCCCAGCUGUGCCUGGACUGGAAAGGCUGCAGUGACAUCUCCCGUCAAGACCUGUGAUGCAAACAACAACGUCUUGACAAAUGUCGACGCAAAGUCUGGCUGCGACGGUGGAGUCGCCUUCAUGUGCAACAACCAAAUCCCAUGGGCCGUGAGCGACACUCUAGCCUACGGAUACGGUGCCGUCAGAAUCACGGGCCAGACCGAGUCUGACUGGUGCUGUGCUUGCUAUGAGCUCACUUUUACCUCUGGCCCUGCCUCUGGGAAGAAGAUGAUUCUCCAGGCCACAAACACUGGUGGUGAUCUUGGGAACAACCAUUUUGAUAUCGCUAUGCCUGGCGGUGGUGUCGGUAUCUUCAACGGAUGCACCGCCCAGUACGGCGCGCCCUCGGACGGUUGGGGCCAGAGAUACGGUGGUGUUAGUAGCAGAUCUGAGUGCGACGCUCUUCCUGCUGCUAUUAGGGCUGGUUGUUACUGGCGAUUCGAUUGGUUUGGCGGAUCUGAUAACCCGACUGUCAGCUUCCAGUCUGUUACCUGCCCGGCGGCAUUGACCGCCAACACCGGGUGCACUCGCACUUCAUAG